UAUUAGUAAAUUGUGCUAAAUACUAUGUGUUUGUGAACUUGCUGUGAAUCUAUUUCAAAAAGAUUCUUGUUUAUAUUUCUGAUUUUGAUAGUUAUUUUGUGUUUUUUCGAUCUAAAUAAUCAUGUCUGUGAGUGAAAAAGUUUCGCUUUCUGAUGCUCUAAGCAAUGUUGAUGUUUUGGAUGAGCUAACAUUGCCCGACGAACAACCGUGCAUAGAAGCAGCGCCAUGUUCUAUCCUGUACCAGGCAAACUUCGAUACAAACUUCGAAGACAGGAACGGCUUUGUGACUGGUAUCGCCAAGUACAUUGAGGAGGCUACUGUACACGCAAACCUGAACGAGCUGCUAGAGGAAGGCAACGCCCACGCCGUGAUGCUGUACACCUGGAGAUGCUGUAGUCGAGCCAUCCCCCAGCCGAGAUCUAACGAGCAACCAGACAGAGUGCAUAUAUACGAGCGGACGGUACAGGUGCUUGCUCCGGAAGUUGACAAACUCCUGCAGUUUAUGUACUUUCAGCGUAAAGCAAUCGAAAGGUUCUGCGGCGAGGUCCGGAGGCUGUGUCACGCCGAGAAGAGGCGGGAUUUCGUGUCCGAGGCCUAUCUGCUGACUCUGGGCAAGUUUGUCAACAUGUUCGCAGUGCUGGACGAGCUCAAGAACAUGAAGAGCUCCGUUAAGAACGAUUACUCGACGUAUAGACGAGCUGCCCAGUUCCUUAAAGUGAUGUCAGACAGCCAAAGUCUCCAGGAGUCCCAGAACCUCUCCAUGUUUCUUGCAACGCAGAACAAGAUCAGGGACACGGUGAAGGACGCCCUGGAGAAGAUUAAUGGGUACGAAGACCUACUCGCUGAUGUGGUCAACAUAUGCGUACAUAUGUUUGAAACUAAAAUGUACCUCACUCCCUCUGAGAAGCAUAUGCUUGUUAAAGUGAUGGGUUUUGGUUUGUUCCUAAUGGACUCCGAAAUUUGCAAUAUCAACAGAUUGGAUCAAAAGAAAAAGAUACGUUUGGACCGUAUAGACAGGAUAUUUAAGAAUCUGGAGGUGGUUCCCCUGUUCGGAGAUAUGCAGAUAGCUCCGUUCAACUACAUUAAGAGAUCGAAGCACUACGAUCCCAGCAAAUGGCCGCUGUCCUCAAGUCCGAACCCACCCUCCCCGCAGGCCGACCUGAUGGUCCACCUGCCCCAGAUAAGGGAGGAACAUCAGAAUUAUAUAUCGGAACUGGCGAGGUACAGUAAUGAGGUGACGACCACGUUCAAGGAGGCGGGCUCGGACGCGGAGAACCGCGCGGUGACCGAGCUGUGCCUGCGGGGCCUGCAGCUGCUGUCGUCCUGGUGCUCCGUGCUGACGGAGCUGUGCUCCUGGAAGCUGCUGCACCCCACCGACCACGCGACCAACCCGCGCUGCCCGCCCGACGCCGAGGAGUACGAGCGGGCCACCCGUUACAACUACACAUCGGAAGAGAAGUUCGCGAUGAUCGAGGUGAUAGCCAUGAUCAAGGGUCUCCAAGUCCUCAUGGCUAGGAUGGAGACAGUCUUCGCUGAUGCAGCGCGACGGUCCAUUUACGCUGAACUGCAGGACUUUGUCCAGUUGAUGCUGAGGGAGCCUCUCCGGAAGGCAAUCAAAAAUAAGAAAGAUUUGAUACGAAGUAUAAUAGUGUCGGUGAGAGAGACGUGCGGCGACUGGGCAAGGGGCUGUGAACCCCAGCAGGAUCCAGCUUUACGUGGAAAAAAGGAUGCUGAGACCAGUUUCACUAUUAAAGUGCCGAGAAGGAAUGUUGGCCCAUCGUCCACCCAGCUGUACAUGGUCCGCACCCAGCUGGAGGCCCUCAUCUCGGACAAGUCGGGCGGGAGACGAACCCUACGCAAAGAUCUGGAUGCUGCGACCCUGCAGCAGAUAGAGACUUUCCACAGGCAGAGCUUUUACUGGAUGUAUAUGCUGAAUUUAGCUGACUCGCUACAGAAGUGUUGCGAUCUCUCGCAGCUGUGGUACAGAGAGUUUUAUCUCGAGAUGACAAUGGGAAGGAAAGUUAACAAAUGCACGGUGCGUCACCAGCAUAACGAAGAAUGCAACGAUCUUAUAACAAUGGAGAAAAGGAUCCAGUUCCCCAUAGAGAUGUCCAUGCCUUGGAUCCUUACCGACCACAUACUGAGGAGCAAGGAACCAGCCAUGAUGGAAUAUGUGUUAUAUCCACUGGAUCUCUACAACGACUCAGCUCAGUACGCUCUAACGGUGUUCCGGAAGCAGUUUCUGUACGAUGAGGUCGAAGCGGAAGUCAACUUGUGUUUUGACCAAUUUGUCUACAAGUUGUCUGAACUUGUCUACGCCCAUUACAAGCAGCUAGCUUCAAGUAUGCUGCUAGAUAAGCGCUACCGAGCCGAAUGUGCCGCUCGAGGCGCUAGCACAGGUUGCGGAGCGGGGAGGUACGCCUCGCUACUGCGUCAGAGACACGUCGCGCUACUGGGCAGACACGUGGACCUGUGCGCGCUCGUCGCUCAAAGGAUAAACGCAGACAUGCACCGUGCUCUGGACGCAGCCGUCGCAAAGUUCGAAGCGGGGGAUAUCACUGGAGUUGUGGAACUCGAAGGUCUGAUAGCCGUCAACCGUCUCUGCCACAAACUCCUCAGCCGCUACCUGUCCCUGGACGAGUUCGAUGCAAUCCUCCGGGAGUCAGACCACGGGGUCCUGGCGCCCUACGGACGAAUCACCCUUCACGUUUUCUGGGAAUUGAAUUACGACUUUUUGCCCAAUUACUGCUACAACGCCGCUACUGAUCGGUUCGUCAAAUGUCGAGGCAUACAGUUUGCGCCUGUGGUUCAGCGCGAGAAACCCCAGCAGUACGGCCACGCGAUGUUGUGGGGUUCGAAGCAGCUCAGUCUGGCGUAUUCAGCCCAAUAUGCCCAGUACAAUGGUUUCGUGGGUCCCCAACACCUCCACGCGUUAGUCCGCCUCCUCGGAUACCAGGGGGUAGCGGUCGUGGUCUCUGAACUUCUGGGGGUAGCCAGAGGCUUACUCCACGGAACACUGGCGCAGUUCACGAGAGCCCUAGCCGCAGCCAUGCCGAGACAUUGCAAACUACCCAGAUACGAUUAUGGAUCCAAUGGUGUCCUGGGCUACUACCACGCGCAGUUGACCGACAUCGUCCAAUACCCAGACGCGAGGACCGAGCUCUUCCACGCGUUCAGGGAACUCGGGAACAUCAUACUGUUCUGCAUGCUGAUUGAACAGGCACUCUCGCAAGAAGAAGUAACCGAUCUACUACACGCGGCUCCCUUCCAGAACAUUCUACCGCGUCCAUACACCGCCGAAGGUGAGAAACCGGAAACGAAGCAGAAGCGUCUAGAAGCGAAGUACGCCGCCCUACAGAUCGUUCAGAAUGUCGAAAAGUACGGAACAGCCAAGCAAAGCCAGCUGUCCCGCGAGGGUGACCUGCUGACGCGCGAGCGGCUGUGCUGCGGCCUGUCGCUGUUCGCGGUGGUGCUGCGGCGGCUGCGGGGCUGCCUGAGCGCGCCGGCCUGGCCCGCGCCGCCCGCCGCGCCGCACCACGCGCCGCUGCACGCCGACGACACGGCCGAGUUCCACAGAUUGUGGUCAGCGCUGCAGUUCCUGUACUGCAUCCCAGUUGGAGACACGCAGUUUACCGUUGAGGAACUCUUUGGUGAGGGCCUACACUGGGCUGGGUGUACCAUCAUAGCCCUAUUGGGGCAGCAAAGACGCUUCGAAGCUCUGGACUUCUGCUACCACAUCCUGAGGGUUCAGCGCGUUGAUGGAAAGGACGAGCUUGUCAAGGGAAUCCCCCUGAAGCGCAUGGUGGACCGCAUCAGGCGGUUCCAGGUGCUGAACUCUCAGAUCUUCAGCGUGUUGGGGCGACACCUCGCCGCUGAUGAUGAACGGGCCGGCGUCGAACACGUGCGCUGUUUCCCGCCCCCCACCGCCUCGCAUCACAACUAGGGGGGUGUGGAGAUAGGUGACCAGCUAGUGGCGGAAACUAGAUGACCAUCUAGCGACUAGAUGACAAUCUAGUAUGUGAAACUAGAUGACUAUCUAAUGUGUGAAGCAAGAUGAUCGUUAAAUAAAUAUAAUUAUGUAGUCUUCUA
This is a messenger RNA of Melitaea cinxia (Glanville fritillary), 4089 nucleotides long. It is a transcript of the gene Sra-1, whose product is annotated as cytoplasmic FMR1-interacting protein. NCBI's taxonomy places the organism in Eukaryota, Metazoa, Arthropoda, Insecta, Lepidoptera, Nymphalidae. Gene Ontology annotation, biological process: regulation of translation; cell projection assembly; cell morphogenesis. The record is from RefSeq and is a predicted model, not a curated record. Bases 122 to 3943 code for a protein of 1273 amino acids. Gene Ontology annotation, cellular component: SCAR complex; synapse; neuron projection. The transcript is spliced from 28 exons. Gene Ontology annotation, molecular function: small GTPase binding; RNA 7-methylguanosine cap binding.